AAUGGCCAUUGUCAGCUAAUUGUGAAAGAAAAAAUAACAGCAACAGCUGACUAGGAGGUGCCAGUGAAAGUGAAGUGUCCUGGUCUGUCUACUCUCUCUCUCUCUCUUUCUUCCUUUGACAUGAGCGUGUUGGAAUCUGUCACUUACCAUCUUGACGACCUCCUCUGUCUGCUGCUUUGAUCUCGUACGAAAUAAGAAACAAGCACCUAUUUCGCUCGGGGAUCUAAAACCCACGUUAUCCUCGCGUUUGGACUGAUCUACCACAGACGUUGGCGGUUGCACAGUUGAGGCUCCCGACAAGCGCGCGCCAGGGAAAGCUAUAUCUGGCCAUGGCUGACCCGGCCCGCAGCGGCGGCGGCAGGCACGUCCACUUCGCCGCCCCGACGACAUCGCCUUACCGUAUCAAUCCCGGCGACCGUUUAGCGACACCUUCUCUAUCACGUCCUGUCAGUCGUCCACCGACGGGCCAUGUUACUGGAGCACUUGCGCCUCCUUGGCCGUUCAAUCCUGAAGAGACUGCGUUAAUCAGGGCAGGUUAUAAACCCUGCUAUACGCCGAAGACCGCUGCCGCCUCGAGUGAAUCGGUCCAAGAGUCAGGACCAGAACCAAGAAACGCCCCGUCUGUUCCUAAGAGCGCGCUCAAGAAGCCUGGGGAUUGGAGAACUCGCCAGAGGGAAGAAAGACGUCGGACGAACAUGGCUGAACCAAGAGCCCGUGCCGCAAGGCACAAGGGCCAAAUGAACUUUGCGCCUGAAUUGCGUCUUCUCCUUCUCGCAUACGGUGAUCCCAGUCCGCAUCCUUCUUUCCCCUCAGAACCACUUCCCGAGACCGUCCGCGUCCUCGACGAGAUCGUAACAGACUUCGUCCUGGAGAUGUGUCACACAGCCGCCCAGUACGCGACCUAUUCUCGCCGACAGAAGAUCAAAGUCGAUGAUUUCCGGUUCGCUCUGCGCCGCGAUCCGAACAAGCUAGGUCGUGUGCAGGAGCUGCUGCGGAUGGAGCGCGAACUGAAGGAAGCGCGAAAGGCUUUCGAUCAGAACGAUGACCAGGUUGGUGCACUCAAGGAGGCAGGUAAAAAGGGCCUUGGCGAUGUCGGCGAGAGUGUCGAUGGGGUGAGUACUGCGGGGAAGAAGGCAAAGAGCAAAGGAAAGAGAGGAGCCCGGAGAGAUUCAGAUGGGACUGAAGGGACAGUCUCGAAGAAGAGGAAGGUUUGAAAGGAAGAGUAAUGUCGAGUUGAUCUGGGGGUCGACUGUUGGGCUCUUAUUUGUUUUUAUUGCUGAUUUUGCAUCGCAAUGGCGUUUCGGUGGUCCCUAUUGUCAUUUAGAUUUCAGGAUGGGCGGCUUUUGUCUUUGGGGUCCUCUUUAUUUUCUAACUGGGCACAAAUCAUACGGGAAAUGCUCGUGAAAGGCAGCUUGACUAGGGUCAGAAUGCAUACAUAUAUAUCUACCAUGACAGAAACCCAUCUUCUACAUACAACAGUGGGAAACGGAAUCGGAGAUUAUCUAGCUAGCUCAUUUCCUGUUCAUUUCAUCGAGAUUGGCAGUUUUGCCGUUGCUUCAUAAAAGUGGCGGGCGGUCCCUUUUUCUUUUCUUUUAGCUUUUACAGCGGGUUUUCUC
This is a messenger RNA of Paecilomyces variotii, 1616 nucleotides long. Its product is annotated as transcription initiation factor. Lineage: Eukaryota; Fungi; Ascomycota; Eurotiomycetes; Eurotiales; Thermoascaceae. Gene Ontology annotation, cellular component: transcription factor TFIID complex. The record is from RefSeq and is a predicted model, not a curated record. Gene Ontology annotation, molecular function: protein heterodimerization activity. The transcript is spliced from 2 exons. Gene Ontology annotation, biological process: RNA polymerase II preinitiation complex assembly; transcription by RNA polymerase II. Bases 330 to 1214 code for a protein of 294 amino acids.